Bursaphelenchus xylophilus (pine wood nematode) is the source of this 1838-nucleotide messenger RNA. Lineage: Eukaryota; Metazoa; Nematoda; Chromadorea; Rhabditida; Aphelenchoididae. The record is from the annotation of a GenBank genome assembly.
AUGAUCAAGAUCAACUCCGUCCUCAUUGCCGACGAAAUUGAACAGCCCUGCAUCGAUUCAUUGGUCAAAGGAGGUGUGAAUGUGGUGAAGAAGACCAAAUUACCCGUCAAUGAGCUGAUUCGGGAGCUCCAGAAGCACGAUGCAGUUGUUGUCCGAAGUGCGACGAAAGUAAGAUGAUUUUGCCUUGAAGUAGCUCCUUUUUGUACCGAUUUUGCUUUUGCUUAUUUUGAAUAUUUCAAUUCAUAUUCAAUCCCCCAAAGAUCACUCCAUUUCCCCACUAAAUUUACGUUAUUUUAGAUCACCAGAGCUGUUUUCGAAGGAUGCCCGAACCUAAAGUUGGUGGCCCGGGCUGGAACUGGUGUCGACAACAUCGAUGUGGACGCCGGAACCGAGAAUGGAACUAUUGUUAUGAACACUCCUGCCGGAAACUCCCGCAGUGCAGCUGAACUGACCUCAACUUUGAUAUUAUCCAUGUCCAGAAAUGUCCCUCAAGGAGUGGCUUCGAUGAAAGCCGGAAGAUGGGAUCGUAAAUUGUUUAUGGGCACUGAAGUUCACGGGAAAACAUUGGCCAUCAUCGGGUUAGGGAGGAUCGGGCAAAUUGUUGCUGGGCAGAUGCAGGCUUUUGGAAUGACAACAAUCGGCUUCGAUCCCAUGGUUUCUGCCGAGGUAGGUUGUUUUUGAGUCUUUAAACUGUUUUGAGAUUCGAGAUAGAUUUGGAAAAUGUUUGAGCUUGUCUUGUGAUGUUUUAUACCUAAAAUUUAUAUUAUUUUAGACAGCCGCCAAAUCUGGAAUUGAAUGGCUCCCAUUGGAAGAGAUCUGGAAAAGGGCCGAUUACAUUACAGUCCACGUCCCACUCAUCCCUCAGACCAAGAAUUUGAUCAACCUUGAAGUGUUGAGAAAGUGUAGAAAGGGCGUUAAGAUCAUCAACGUCGCCCGAGGAGGCAUUGUGAAUGAAGAAGAGAUCGUGGAAGCGCUGAAUGAAGGCAUUUGCGGCGGCUUUGCUGUGGAUGUAUACACUGAAGAGCCUCCAACAAAUAGAGCACUGAUCGACCAUCCCAAAGUCAGUUGCCUCCCUCAUUUGGGGGCCAGUACAAUCGAGGCGCAAGAAAGAGUGGCAGUGGAGGUUGCGGAGAAUAUUGUGGCUCUAAAUGAAGGCCGAGGACUGUUCGGGGCAUUGAAUGGACACUGUCUUGGGGCUGUUCUGGAUGAAACCAAGGUUCAAGUUGUGAAAGCCAUCACUGAUUUGGCUCAAGUUCUCGCUUCUUUGACUUCUACAAAGGCGAUUAAAGUGAAAUGUCCGUUAUCCGCGAAAGGAGUGGAGCGAGCGAUCCCUUCUGCUGUUAUCAUGGGACUUCUUUGCCAAUCUGGAGGACGAUUGAACUUUGUGAACGCUGAGAAGAAGGGGAAAGAGUUGGGUUAUGAGGUGAGGAGUGUCAUGGAUAAUGUAGCAUAAUUCGAUCGAAAAUUUUUUGUCAAAAAUUUUAUUUUUGGCAUUUAUUUUAUGUUUAUGAUUUCAGGUAUCCACUGAAUUCGUUUCUGGCGCCGAAUUCCACAUCAAUGCCGGAGGCCGAACAGUUUCCGGUUAUUACUCACCAGCUGGAACUUUCAUAUCGGAAAUCGAUGGACGAAAGGUUCCAAGUCCAGUGCUGGCGAUGGGUGUCUUGGCCAUCACUUUGGCCACAAAUGGCAACAGCCCCAUCCUUUCGGAUCAGCUGAGGACCCGAGUUUCAGUGGAAUAUGGACUCUUUGGAGGGGGAAGGUUGGCCUUGUUCGAAAAGCUUACUGGUCUCGAAUUAGAGGAGAUCUCUCGUGCUUAUAAUGUUGUACAAUUCGCUUAG